AUGCAUUUGACAAGUCUUCAGUCAAGUCGCGACUUGCGAGAUUUUAAUGACAGAAACCCUAAAAUUAAAUGUAAUCUAAGAUUAAGUCGAACCCGAACUAGUUCGAGAUCAUGGGAAAGUUUAAAUCAACGAAAUCCUGACAGACGACGACGAAUUUCUCUCGACAUCACUAACAAUAUUGGAUGGGCACGGUUCGAACAGCAAGCAACAAGCACAGCACAGUGCGACGCUCAAUUUAAAUUAGAAACCAAAGUCUUCAAAAUUAAAGAUUCAUUUUCAAAUUACCUUAAAGUAAAAAAGGAAAAUGUCUCGAUUGCUAUUGAAAGCGAAACAAAAGCUUUCGCCAAUAAUUCACCGUCACAUGAAAUUGCGAUUGAAGUGGAUGGAUUUUUAAAUUUAGUUUUAGGAAAAAGUGUAGGCUCAGUUAGUCCCACAAUGCAACAACAUUAA
Messenger RNA from Clunio marinus, 450 nucleotides. The record is from the annotation of a GenBank genome assembly. Lineage: Eukaryota; Metazoa; Arthropoda; Insecta; Diptera; Chironomidae.